AGAGGAGAUGCGAUGCUGCAAGCUGGGUGAUGGAAUGGACCCCGCGCGGGAGUCCGAGGCCCAAGGUUUUCAGGAGGAGAACCGAAGGACGUGCUGGUCACGCUCUGGUCGACCACCAAGAUACUGAUACGUCUCAUUCAAUUUAGCCAAAGGUUUAUUCUAUUCCCAACUCCAGCGGUUCGAAAUGUCCGGGGUAGGCGGAAUGAGUUGGCAAUGACGGGAUGGGACCAUAGCUGAUAUACUCCUCGUCGCUCUAACCCCAGCCAGCGCCUGUUCCCUGACCAGGGCGAAAUCUGUCAUUUGUUUCCCGGCACUGUCUGCUAAAUCUCGCGACAGCUCGGGCGACGGUUUCCAUGGUGCUGUUGUUCGAUGAGCCAUUGGCAGACACGGCCGGCCGAGCCCAGUGCUUUGGAACGCCCGGACAACGCGUAAAUCGUGCCCUAGCAACCAACGCACAUGACAACAAGACCCCCUAAAACAGCGGGAGCGCGGGCGGACCUCAUUCUCCCAAGGUGGAUGCGGACACACGCUCCGAGAGCACAAUGGAAGCCUACGUGUCCUCCUAUGCCAAGAAUACGGCCCUUCGUAAAGUCCACGAGAGGGAUUGUAUGAGCAGUAAUGCUAUCAUUGGGACAGGGUCCAGACAACUUUUGAAUUUGCCCUUGGGGGCCAAGUUACCGUUACUUCCAGGGAGUGGAGUCCUCCUAUAUACAACAAAUCUGGGUGAAAAGCUUCAUCAACCAUCUAGUGAGUUCAACCUCACAGACCCCAAUCUUCACCUAUUGAAACUGAAUUACAAAAGCCUUCAUGAUCCUUAUUUGAGUAGCUACUACAGGCGUAAAGAUAUUCUGAGAAAGUUAAAAAAUCAGGGGCUUAUCACAGAAAAUAACAAGAUUAUAUGCACUUUGAAGGAAUUUAAUGAGUAUAGAGAUUACCUCACCAGUAUCAAAUUAGAUUUUGAAAGAAAAUAUGCCCAAGAACAGCACUUUCUUGUGAAGCAAUUACUGAAUCUUCAAGAUCAAGGUCUUGCACAGGGAAUAACCCUUUCCGACCUACAGGAGUGGCUCACAAAUGAAUCCAAGAAAAAUAUAAGCAGGAAGUCUCUAAGGGAAAGGUUUUUCAAAAUGAUCCAAACAGAAGAAAAUAUCAAAGACUUGAUAAAAGAACAGAAAUGCUGUGCUGUUCUGGCAAGUGGAACCAAAGAUGGAAGCCCAAAUUCAAAACAGCUGGUACACCAAAUUCAACAAGAGGAACUGAAUAUAAAGGAAAGGUCAAUUUUGAUGCGACUUGAAGAAGAUGUAAAAAGUGAAUUUAAUCUGGAAAAGAGAAGAAGGAAAGCUAAGGAAGAGAGAGCGAGAAAGAGGCAAGAAUCAUUUGAAAGGAAGAUGGACUACCAAAUUCAAAAACUCCGUGAGUUUAUUGAACGACAAGAACAGUUUGAAAGAUGUAGAGGGGAAGGUGGUGAACGUGGAGGUGGUGAGCCCAGGGUUAAAAAAGGAGCAUCCAAAAAAUUGAAGAAAACUGAUUCAAGAUGUUUGGAUGACAAGUGGGCCCGACUAUCCAGAGGUGAAUGCGCAAUAAUCCCUGAAGGUCAAUUCGCAGUGGUUCAAGAAAGGGAGCAGAUGCAAGUUCCAACAAAACCAAUGAUGACCUUAGAAGAACUAAACAGAUUAAUUCAAAACAUAAUUGCAUUUGUUGUAGGAGUAUUGACCAGCAUUGUAUAUCCAGCACUUCAAAAGUAUGAAGAAAUUAAGUCAGAUCUCAAUAAAAGUCAAGAUUUCUCUGAGGAUUCAGAAUCCACAGAGCAGCAAAUUCCUCAUAUUCCUACCAAAGGGCCUCAAUUCAUUGAUAGUAAAAUUGGUACUGAAGAAAUUAAAUUAUCUGAAAAACAAGUUGGAACUGAAUUGCUUGAAAUGUCUGAAAAGGGAAUUGAAACAGAAUUAGUGGAAGUAUCUGAAAAGGAAAUUGAAACUGAAUUACUAGAAAUGUCUAAUAAAGAAGUUGAAACUGAUUUACUUGAACUGCCUGAAAAAACUAUGGAAUCUGAUUUAAUUGCAGUAUCUGAAAGGGGAAUGGAAACUGAUUUAAUUUCAUUAUUGGAAAAGGAUGUGGAAACUGAUUUACUUGAACUGUCUGACAAGGAAAUUGAAACUGACUUAAUUGAAGAGAUUGGAACUGAAAUGAAAACAAAAGAAAUUCAGAAUUCCGAAAAGGAAGUUGAAACUGAUAAAAUUGAAGUCAAUGAAAAGAAAGUUGGUACUGAAAAGGAAGACUUCCCUAUAAGUGGAGAACCUGGUGAGAGCGAGAUGUCUGAGGGGAUUGAGGAAUCUGAGGAAUCAGAGUCAGGGGAAAGUGAAGAAUCUGUUGAAAGCCAGGAAUCCACUGAGUGUGAAGACUAUCCUGAGGUUGAAGAGAUUGUGGAGCCUCAGGAUUCUGACAAGAGACCAGGAAGCAUUUUAAGCCUAGUUUCUGCCAAAGACCAAGAAGAUACUCAAAGCCCAGUUCCUGGUAAAGAUCAAGAUAUUGCCGAAAGCCCGGAAGCUGUUAAAAGCCCGGAAGCUGUUGAAAGCCCGGAAGCUCCCGAAAGCCAAGAAGCUGUUGGAAGCCAAGAAGCUGCCAAAAGCCAAGAAACCAUUGAAAGCCUGGAAGCUUCCGAAAGCCAAGAAACCAUUGAAAGCCUGGAAGCUGCGGAAAGCCAAGAAGCUGCCGAAAGCCAAAUGGCCAGUGAAGAUCAAGAAACUGCUGAGAGCCAAGGAAUUACUGAAGAAGAAGAAGAAGAAGAAGAAGAAGAAGAAAAAGAAGAAGAAGAAGCAACUGAUGAGCAAGAUAUUGCUGAAGGCCAACUUCCCAAAGACCAAAAAUUGUCUGAAAGCCUAAUUAUUGCUGAGGACCAAGAAGUUGCAGAAGAUCAAGAUGCCAUUGAAAGCGAAGGAGCUGCCAAAGAACCAGUUACUUCCAAAGAUUCUGAUGUUGAAAUUCAAGAUGUUGGUGAAAAACAAAGUCUCAUUGAAAGCCAGCCUUCCUCCAUAAGUCAAACUUCUUUAGCAAGUGAAACCCAGGCCAUUAUACAAACACAAGAUGACACAGAAAAGCCAGAUUUCACUGAAAAUAUGUCAGCUGGUCAGAUUUCUCCAUCAGAGAUGAGUGACAUUGCUGAUGAAAUGGUCAAUGAUGUCAUUGUAUCUGUUAAUGAAAAUCCCCUAAGUUCGCCUAUGAAACUACUGCCCUCGCUCAAUUACCUUUGUGAAGUUUUAAGUAAAUGUCAUGAAAAGGUGGAUGUGGAUAAGAGAGAUGUUCUGGCUAUUUGCAAAUCCCAAAUACUUCCAGCAGCUGAAAAUAUUUUAAGAGUAAGUCUAGAAAAAUUAACUGCAGCACACCCUCAUCUGGUAUAUAUCCUCACCGGUUUUCCUAGUACACAAAAGACAAAUGUGAAUUCCAGGAAAUUAAUUUUUAGUUGCAAAGUCCAUUGCCUUGCCAUUGAUAUUGUAAAUAAUAUUCUUCAGAAUCUGCAUUGUAUUCUCAUAGGUGAUGUUAUUGAUACUAUCUUAAAAUCCAAACCAACAGCCUCAUGUUUAUAUGAUAAAGAUAAUGGAACAGUUAAAAAUGAACAGGUUCCUAGUUCAGAAACUAAAACAUCAAGUCCCAAAAGUGAUGAUCUUUGCCUGACUAAUAUAGAACAAGAGUUUUCCAGACCAUAUGUACAUAAAAUCUGUUUGAGACCUACAGAGGAACUUCCUAAAAUAACUUCAGAAUCACAGUGCUCUGAAAUAUUCAGCAUUGUUGAAAGCAUGAAUAAGUUUGUAUCAACAAGAGUUGAGGCUGUCACUUCUCCCAAAAUGAAACCAGUUUUUUGCACUGAUUCUCCUGUACCACAGUGCGAAAGCCCAGUAAUAGAUUUCAGUGAGGAUGCUAAGAAAAUAGUAAUCCACAUCCUCAAAGCAAUACAUAAUGAAGUAAAAAUAAAAGCAGUCACAAGACUUAAAUGUGGAACCGAUAUGUCUCUGCUUCAAGAAUCUAUGUUAGUAGAUGAAAUACUUGAUGCUAUUUUGAAUGCUGUUAGUGGUAAACGUCCUGAGGAUUUCACUAAACUAAAAGUGCAGAGAAGAGUAAAGCCUAAAGCAUCAGGUGGGUCCAUGGAGAUCCCAGAAACAAAGCCUAAGCCACCAGCUGGUCCUAUGAAAAUCCCAGAAACAAAACCUAAACCAUCAGCUGGUCCUAUGAAAAUCCCAGAAACAAAGCCUAAACCAUCAGCUGGUCCUAUGAAAAUCCCAGAAACAAAACCUAAACCAUCAGCUGGUCCUAUGAAAAUCCCAGAAACAAAGCCUAAACCAUCAGCUGGUCCUAUGAAAAUCCCAGAAACAAAGCCUAAACCACCAGCUGGCCCUGUGGAGAUCCCAGAAACAAAGCCUAAACCAUCAGCUGGCCCUGUGGAGAUCCCAGAAACAAAGCCUAAAUCAUCAGCUGGUCCCGUGGAGAUCCCAGAAACAAAGCCUAAAUCAUCAGCUGGUCCUAUGAAAAUCCCAGAAGCAAAGCCUAAACCACCAGCUGGUCCCGUGGAGAUCCCAGAAACAAAGCCUAAACUGAAAAAAAAACAUAUAAAAACAACUGAGCAAAUGAUUUCCACACCCAAAAGUGAAACACUUCCUGCUGUCAAUAUUCCUGGAAUGGUUAUUUAUCCGCAAAUGGAGGAAGUUAGUCAUAUCUCAUCCACUAAAAGCCCAUCAGUACAAAAGCAACAGAGAAAAAUUGACACCAAACCAGAGGAACCAAAGAAAGAUAAAAAACUCCCAAGUACGUCCAGAAGAGAUUCCAAGCUACCAAAUCAACAUGAUCUUAAUGAGGAGGAGCUUACUUAUAAACCAAAAGAUAUUCCUGAGGGGAGCUUGUUAGAAAAAUUGUUCAAGUCUGAGGGAACUUCAACAUCUGAUCUUUAUCCUGAAAGAAAACUAAAAGAGAUACAAACCCUGCCCCAAAAAUGUUUUGCCAAAGACAAAAAAAUACAAACAAAAUAUAAAAAAGACAAACAACCACAGAUAGGCAAAAACCUAAAACACCGAAAAAUAAAGGACUCACAACAAACAAGCAAAGACACCAGUUUGAUAGACAAGGAAUCAAAACUGCCAGACAAAGACAAAGAACAAAAAGAAUCCUUAUCUGCAUCUGACACUGAACUAUUACCAGACAAAGAAACAGCACCUCUACCAGACCAGGAAUCGACAGUAACACUGGACAAGCAAUCAGCUCAUCCAACAGAUAAGGAGUCAGCACUUUUACUAGAUGAGCAAUUGACAAUGCAACUGGAAAAGAAAUCAACAGAUGAGGAAUUGGGAUCAAUGGCAGAAAAAGAGUCAACAUCUUCACCUGAGGAACCAAUGCUUCUAGCCGACACAGAAUCUGCUGCAGUAGCAGACAAGGAAUCAGCACCAUUACUAGCCAGGGAAUCAGCUUCACUAACAGAUAGGGAGUCAGCAACACUGACAGACAAGGAGGCAGCACCGUUUCCAGCCAAGGAAUCAGCUCCACCAACAGACAAGGAGACAGCACCAUUAUCAGCCAAGGAAUCAGCUACAAAGAUAGAUAAGGAGCCAGCAUUGUUAUCAGCCAAGGAAUCGACUCCAGAAAUAGAUAAGGAGUCGGCACUGCUAUCAGCCAAGGAAUCGGCUCCAGAAAUAGAUAAGGAGUCAGUGCCAUUACCAGCCGAGGAAUCACCUCCACCAACAGACAAAGACUUAGCACAAUUACCAGCCAAGGAAUCAGCUCUAUCAAUAGACAAGGAUACAGUACCAUUAUCAGCCAAGGAAUCAGCUCUAUCAAUAGACAAGGAUACAGUACCAUUAUCAGCCAAGGAAUCAGCUCUAUCAAUAGACAAGGAUAUAGUACCAUUAUCAGCCAAGGAAUCAGCUCUAUCAAUAGACAAGGAUACAGUACUAUUAUCAGCCAAGGAAUCAACUCCACAGACAGAUAAGGAGUUAGCACCAUUACCAGCCAAGGAAUUACCUCCACCAACAGACAAAGAGUUAGCACAGUUACCAGCCAAGGAAUCAGCUCUAUCAAUAGACAAGGAUACAGUACCAUUAUCAGCCAAGAAAUCAGCUCUAUCAAUAGACAAGGAUACAGUACCAUUAUCAGCCAAGGAAUCAACUCCACAGACAGAUAAGGAGUCAGCACCAUUACCAGCCAAGGAAUCAGCUCCACCAACAGACAAGGAUACAGCACCACUGAUGGACAAGAAAUCAGUAUUAACAGCAGAAAAAGAAUCAGCACAAUUACCAGAAAAGCAAUCAGCUGUGCCACCACCAAGGGAGUCAGAUCUACGAUUAGAGAAGAGGAAAACAUCUCUAUCCAGUGAUGCAUCAACAGCAAGCAAAGAAGUAAAACAACCACCAGUCAAAGAAUCAACACAACAAAUGGAUAAAGGACUAAAGCAACAAAUAGAGAAAGGAUCAAAACAAAUACCAGACAAAGACACAAAAACUCCAAAAGUCAAAGACAAAAAAAGACAUUCUGAGCCACUCCCUGAUCUUAAUCCAGAGCUAAUCAAGGCAGUAUCUCAGGUAAUUGUGGGACUUAUUUUGGACAGAUUUGGUUUAUCAGAAGGAAAAGAAGCUCGGGAGCAUGUGGGAAAAAAACGACGGAAUUCAGGUGGCAAAUUUGAUCUGGAUGGUUCCAGUUUGGCUUUGCGUUCUCCCAGUAAAAUUGACCCUGAACAGUUUAUUGCUGGUGACUCAGCUGGAAGUAUGGCAACAGUUAAGAAAAGGUCUAUGUCUAUCAACUUGUCGCAAACUGAUCUGAUGUCAUCUAGAAUUUUACCCCCGAUACUGGCCUCUGAUCAAUCAGACCCUGUUCAAAAACAAGGGAAAUCUACGAAUGCUGCAGAAGCAAUAGCAGGUGCAAUUUCAUCAAAUGAGUUACAUAUUGAAUUGAUAUGGAUAAAGUCACCUUCAACUGUAACAAAGUUAGACAAGUUGGUAUCAAACCUAGGUGUCAAUCUUGCCUCUGGUGACAUUGUCACUAAUGUUGUGGAUGCUAUUUUAGACAAUAUUGUUUCUUCAUCAGACAAAAGAACAGGAAGGAAAUCUGUGAGAUCAGCAUCUAAAAAUGCAUCGGUAAAGCAAUCUGGUAAAGCUUCGGAAUCUGCUGCAGUUCAGCCCCAGAACGCACCAGUGCUUUCACAGAACUCAAUGUUGUUAGUAACUGAAGUUGCUGAGGAACUAGUUAGCAACUUAUUGCAAAAGUGCCUUCUGUUUCAAGAUCAACCGACAACUGAUUCUCAGGUUGGAAUUGCUCAACUUUCAAGCCCUCGUAAUACCAAGCCAAGUGAAGCUAUGUUAUUUGGCUCCUCUAUAUCUAAAUCACAGUAUGAGAAGGUCUUCAGCAUAAUAAUGAAAUCAGUUACUGAUAUUUUAGCAGGUAAGCUAAAUCUACCAAGUGAAAAUGUGAUAUCUUCAACUAAGGUUAUUUCCAAGCAUGAAAUGUCAAAAACUGCAAUGGACGCUUUUGAUUUUAAACCUGAUAAUGGAUUUAUAAUGGAGAAGCCAGCACCCACUACUUCAGUAGCUGUAAAAGGAAAAUCUCGGUAUUUAGAAGAAACCAGCUUAAAUUCAAGUGUCAUGAAUUAUUCAGGAAACAGUUCUAUGGAACAAGAAACUAUUAUUAAAAAGUUGCCAAAGAAGCGCAGAUUAUCUUUAAGUAAGAUUUCAAUUAGUCCCACUAAAUCAUCCUCAUUAGAAAGUCAAAAAUUUGGGAAGAGGCCAGAACACUUACCAGAAGCAAUUCCAAGAUCUAAAAAGCCUGCUACAACAAAAAAGAAUAUUGCUAAGAAAAAACCUUCAGUUAAUGAAAGUGUGGGUAGACUACCACUUUUCCACAAAGUAAAAGAAAUAAAAAUAAUAAAGGAUGAGAAAUCAGAAAAAAUUGCCAUUAAAGGUAAACCAGUUCAGAAGCCUACCCACCUUGAUAAUAAGCAUGUUCUGGAAACACUUGAUAAACCUGCUGUGCAUCCAUCUGACUCAAAAAGUGAUAAACCAAUUCAAGAAUCAUUUGAGCUUCUUGAUGAAAAACUUGUAAAAUUACUUACAGCUCAACUUAAAUGUGAGAUUUCAGAAAUGGUUAAAUCCCAAAAAAAAGCAGAUGUUGAAACUCCAGAGACAUCAGAAACUGGUAACAAGUCUCACAUCAUUCGUGAUUCUUGCCUUGAACUACUUCCAGAAGAUACUUCAGUAAAUGUGGUAGAUCAUGUCAAAAAAUUAAUUGGCCUUUCACUGCAUUCGCUAGAACAAAGGUCGGAGACUGAGAAACAGCAAAUAUGUGCUAAUAAAUCAACAGAUUUGACAAAUACUGCUGGUGAAUUUACUGAAUGUUUUGUAAAACUGUUCAAUGAAAUGAGAAGCUCAGUGUCUCAGUCAUGUAAGUUAAGCCUUACCUCUCCAGAUUUUUUAAAUGCUGUAUAUAAUGAAAUAAAAAAAUCAUUGGCGUCCCAUACAGAACAAAAAUCUGGGUCAGGUCAAGUAGCAAAACACACCAAAGUACCAAGUGAAAGAAAAAGACACGUUAAUAAACUUGGUGAACAGGUCACAAACCAGCUUCAUGAAAUAUUGCAAACAAAAACUGAGAUGCUAGCCUCGAGUUCUAGAGGUGUAACUGAUCUAAAGACAACAGAGACAGCAAAACUUAUGAAGGAAGAACUCAUAAAGUUUGCUUUACAGCACCUAUUAAAUGAUGAAAAGUUUUCACAGGAAAUUAGAAGCAUUGUUGAUGAAGAAAGAAAAGUAAUUUCACCUCCAGCGAGGAAUCUUAUGGCCAUUUACACCCCAGACAUUUUGAAAGAUAUUGUUUCAAAAAUUAUUGAUGUUUUACUUGAGAAGGUAGAUUCCACAUUAAGCUUUGUUCCUCUUAAAAAUGAAGUAAGUGAUGUUUCUCAAGAACUUGUUAAUGCCAUUGUUGAAGAGGUAGAAAGGAAAUACACUUGUACAGAUUCAUUGGAAGUUGGUUCGAGCAUAGAUGAAACUUUGGAUGAACCAGCCACAAAGAAGACAAAUCAAAUCAUAUUUUUUGCCAGUAUGCUUACUUCACUUAAAUUUGUAAGCAAUGUCACUGAACAAGUCAAGAAAAUCCUUUCUUUGAAACCACUAAUGCAAAAUCAGAUUGUUCUUAAAAAGCCUUUGAGAUGUACGGAAAAAUGCAUAGAAAUUGCACCUGAGCCCAUUUCUUCAUAUUCUGAUUUAAUUUCAGUUGACCUUGUCAGAUUUGUUUUAGAACAAAUUCAAACAAUCAUUACUUGUUCUGUAUCCUCAAAUGAAAUGCAAUCACAAAUAGCGAGCUGUGGAAUGUCAAUUGUUGAUACCAGUUCAAAGGACACUGCUGCUCCAAAAAUCUGUGGUGUGCAGUCAACUGGCAGCUCAAAAAUAAAUAAAAGGAGAAUAUCAUUCAGCCUACCACGAGAAUCAGUUUGUGAAAAAAUAUAUUCGGAUAGCAUUUCACCAGCCUUUGAUAGCGUAGCUGAAGAAGCACCAGAAGAUGUGUGUUGCUAUAAGCCAGGCAUUUCUGGCUUAACGAAAAUGUCUGAAGUAUUGGUUGAAAAUAUAGUUGAUACAGUAUUCCCUUCAGAGUCAUCAAAUGAAGAAACAGGAGUAUGUCCAUUUGUUAGAACAUCUGGUGCAUUCGACGAAGGUAUGGCAAGUAAAUUGGUACAAUUCAUUAGAGAUGAAAAAAAGAAAUGUCAAGUUUCAGAUGCUGUGUUACCUGAAUCUCCUGAAUCAGAUCUCAGAGUGGAAAAACUUGCUUCUCAAACAAUUGAAGAAAUUGGAUCACAUUUCUUCCUUCCACAUGUUGAUUCAGAUGAAAGACAAAUCUGUGGGGAAGAAGAGACAAUUUAUAAGGGUCAUAAACAAGAUAUAAAACCUACCUGUUCAGAACCUCAUCUGGCUGAAAAUAUUGAUGUAGUAUUACAACCCAAUGUCUUGAAAUCUAUCACUGAUUAUGUAAAGCAGAGUGUCUAUCAAAGCCAGUUAGAUCUGUUAUGCGGGUUGAGAGAAGUAGAUACAUUUAAAAAGGAUACCACGAGGCAAGAACUGCAGGAUUUCUUCCUUGAGCAAGUAACUAAAGAGAACAUACAGAAAAUUGUAGAAUGCAAAAAACACACCCUAUUUAUUGACAAGCAGCAAUCAGAAUGGAUACCUUUGGAAGAGAAGAAAAGUGAGGAAAAUGUGUAUACAGCUGAUGAUCUUGACUAUGAUUCAGUAUGUCCAUUAACACAAAAAGAGACUGUUGUAUCAUGGAUCCCAACACCACCAGUUUGUGAUGAAAAAUAUAAUGAAAGUUUUGUUUCAGUUGAUGAACUAUAUAAAAUAUUAUGUAGGGAAGGAAAGGAAAGAGAGAAAAAUUUGCCACAAGUUACAGAUUCAAUUUUACAAGCUCCAGUGAUUGAAUCUACUGCAAGAACAAAAUCGUCUCAAUUAAAUCUGCUCUCAGAUCCAAUUAUUUCAAAUACCUUCCAAGAAUUAGAAAGCAGUUUUAAAUCACCAUGUGUUUGCCCAUUCAAACCUAUGGAUACUAAUAUCUAUAAGUUUCCUGACGAGCAGAGAACCUCAUCAGAACACUCAGACAAAGAGAGAAUAUGUGCACUAUCUGACUUUGUGACAUUACCGACAGAAGAAAUAGAUACAUAUGCUUCCACCUGCACAUGCCCACUGCAUUUUAAAGAUAGAAAGCUUUCUGUUUCUUCAACUUCAACUGGAAGCAGUGAAGCAGAAAGCCUUGUUCAAGCUGCUCUGUGUAAUAUUUGGGAUGCUAUGCCUUAUGAAAAAGAACUUGCUUCAGAGUCACACGAACAUGAUAAACCACACUCAAGUGAAAGUUCUAUUGCACUGGAUGAUUUGACUGAAGAACUAUUAACAGAUGCAUUGAUUUCCAUUUUCUCAUCUACGACAAACUCAGUUUUGCAGGAAUCAUUGGACAAAUCAAGUCUAUCAUCUUCCCAAUUAAAUUUAUUUUCAGAAAAUAUUGUUUCAGAUAUUAUGCAAGGAUUAAAGCAAAGCCCUGAGUCUUCUGUGUCCUCUCUAUGUUUACCUUCAUCCAAUGAAUCAUCUGGAAAAGACAGUAGUCCAAGGGCAACUCUUCAUAAAGAUAAUUUAAGGAAACUAGCGCCAAGCAAGCCACAAUUUUCUGGAAAUGUUAGCUGUCAUGGUAAAACUGCACAAAAAUUUACAGAAGAAGAGCUUUCUUCAUCUUCCACUUCAGCAGAUUCAACUGUAAGUAGAGAUGCAGAUCGUUUAGUUGAAACGGUUCUGUGUAAUAUUUCAAGAAAGGAUAAUGAGGACCUAUGUAGCUCUAAACUAAUUCAACAGGAAAAGGCAAUACAACAGAAAAGAGCAACUCAGCUUGAAGUUUCUAGUGCAAGUUCCCUUUCAUUAAAUGAAUUUACUGGAGGGUUCUCAAAAGAGGAUUUUGCUGCUAUUUAUUCUUAUGUUACAGAUAUGCUUUCAAGUAAAUCGCUCACUCAGCCAUCUCUAACAGGAAGUCAGUCUCAGACAAGUUCUCUUGCAGAAAAUGUUGUAGCAGAUAUUAUGCAAGAUUUACCUGAAGCACCUACUUCCUUCCCAACUAGACCUUCUUUUGAUAAUGCCAGUUCAAGGAAGUUAAGCAUGAGUAUUGCAGCAGAACACCCAAGUCCCACAAAUGAAAGCUCAAUCCUUAAAAUCACUGAAGGAAUACGGCUGUCUGACUCCUCUUCUGCAGAAGGGACAUCACAAUCAACGUCAACUGAAGCAGAGGAUAUGGUUCAUAUUGCUUUGAAUGAUUUGUCAAUUACAAACCUUUUGGAGAUUGAGGAUGCAAUACCUGUGAGAAUUGUACCACGUAAAGGAUUAACAGAAUUCAACGUAAACCCAGAGAUAAUCUCAGAACAUUUGUCAGUAAUUUCAAUCAAGACUGAGCCACUUGAGGUACUUCAGCAGAUGACUUUGCUUCAAACUGGUCAAAGUUUAGAUGAAAUUCGUAAAACUUCAAUAGACAGUAUGUCACAGCUAACAUCACCCAUGUCAAGGCGUAUCAGUUUUGAGAAAUCAGGAGGAUCAACGAGAAGGGGCUCUUUGAAUGAACAAGGUAGAUUGGAUGUGAAACGAAAUGAGGUGAUCGCCAGAAACUCUUUUAUAAAUUUGCACAAUCCUGAUAUUUCUAAAGUAGAACUUUUAAAAGAUGUGAGAACAACUAGGGACUUAAUAAUGCGCUUGUUAGCCCAUGGUGUUGAACAAGAUCCAGAUCUUGACUGUGAGAAUGAUACAGAAGAAGAGAUAGAAAUUCAAAGCAUAGACAAUUUUGAGAGUGUUGGAAUGUUUGCUGUUGACAUAGAAGAAAAGCAUUCAAUUUCCAAGACAGAUGGUAUUAUAAAAGAUGAAAUUCCUAACUUAUUAUUGGAAGGGUUGGGCAGUAUUGGUGACAAAACGAUUAAUGACUUAUCGGUUGAAAAACUGCGAUACAACAUUGCACGGUCUGAAAGAAGACAAAGUUUUGAAGCUUUCAUAGAACUUCUGCGCAGGACAUCAGAGUAUGAACCUGGAAAUGAACUAGUAUCACUGCAGAACUGGUUUACCCUUCACAAUAUAAAAGAAAUUGGUGCCAUUAGUGGAGCCAGAAGAAGAACAUCUGCAGACGGCCAUAUUCCACAUCCCCCACAAGAGAGGAAACCAAAGGCAAAAGAUUGCAGUCGUGUACGUUUUGACUUUAAAACUCUUAUUUCUUCAAAGAUUUCCAGCACGACCACAGCAGAACUGAAAAAAAGAGAAACUAAACAUCAAUCAAAGUCAUCACCCAAAUGAAGUUCAGAAGUUUAAUAAAGGUUUAAUAUCAACAGAAUUUACAGCUAUAUUACAGAAAUAUAAUAUCAAAUAAAGCUAGCCAUCUCAGAGAACUAUCUUUGAUAUUUUACUUCCUGUAUUAUUUUAAGCAUCAGUGUUGUAAAUAUACAGUAUUAUGAGAUGUUAGGGUUACAGAUGUUGCCUAUUCUCCUCAUGAUGCUACAUGCCAAGACAAUAGGUAAAUAAGUUUUGAUUUAUAAUUUCUGAUGUGGUGGUAUACCACUGACUAUCACAGUAGUUAACCUUUUCAUUGAGUCCUGACGAAGGGUCUCGGCCUGAAACGUCGACCGCGCCUCUUCCUAUAGAUGCUGCCUGGCCUGCUGCGUUCACCAGCAACUUUGAUGUGUGUUGCUUGAAUUUCCAGCAUCUGCAGAAUUCCUGUUGUUUGCUUUUCAUUGGAUGUUAGGUUUCAUUAGCAGAAUUCUAAAUUAUAAGAGGACAGCACCAGCAGUGUCUUAUUUAAUUCUGAGAAGGAAUUCUCUGUGAUGACUGACUAGUGCCAUUCAUUAUCAGUUCAGAUUAUGUAUUUUGAAUCUUGUACAGACAUAACAAGAAUUGUAGAAGGAAAUAUUUUUUUGUAAACAAUCAAAUACUAGAGAAAGAAAGACAAGCAAGGUUCACUCAAAGCUGCAUCAGGAUUUCAUUCAACAAAGAAAUCCUUGGGUAGUUACUAAACUACUAGUAGUUACUAGUUCGAGCAAUGAUAAAAAGAAAGGUAUUACCACCCCCUCCCCCCAGCAGAUUCUCUCCACAAACACCCAAACAGUUUUGAUGGUUCUAAGCAUAUGAAAAACAUCAUGAUAAUACCUUAGACAGUAGACAAUAGACAAUAGGCGCAGGAGUAGGCCAUUCGGCCCUUCAAGCCAGCACCGCCAUUCACUGUGAUCAUGGCUGAUCAUCCACAAUCAGUACCCUGUUCCUGCCUUCUCCCUAUAUCCCUUCACUCUGCUAUCAUUAAGAGCUCUAUCUAACUCUUUCUUGAAAGCAUUCAGAGAAUUGGCCUCCACUGCCUUCUGAGGUAGAGCAUUCCACAGAUUCCACCUUCUUCAGCAUUCCAGAGGAAUCAUUUGUUCAAAUCACCUAGCUUCAUUUAGGAUCCAAACAGAGAUAUGAUCAUCUUAUUUUUGAUAGGGCCAAGCAUUUGAGCUGUGAAUCCAGCACAGAAUGCCUUACCUAACCAAACGCUUUGACCCUUUGUACUAGUUACGGCCCAUGAUCAAACCCUAAGAAUGCCUUCAUCUCUGGAAUUCCAUUCCAUUCUUAUCCACAUCUGAUGUUCAAAGAAAGUCCUCUCUUAUGGAAGAGGUAUAAGGAAUGUUGUGUGCUUUCUCAGAAAGGUGUGAAAUAAUAGAAGGCAGGAUGACUCAGGUGGUUGUAAUAUUACUGGGCAGUAGUAUUUCAUGGAGUUUUUGUGCACUGAAUUUAAUACCAACACCUAUUCAGGUCCUCUGCAAAAAAAACCAACAAAAAUUGCAAAAAAAGACAUUUGAGAUACUUUAAAAGAUUUAUACCCUUAAAUUGUAUCAGUGCAGCAGAGGCAACUGCCCCAGUUAAUAAUUAAGUCUUUUAAGAAAACAGAGUACUGACACAGCAGAUUGUGGAUAUUUUCAAAAGAAAAUGAUAUAAUUUUUAUAAACAAAAUGCAAGGGAAAGAAAGUCAUAGAGAGUGCUAACAGUUAAAGCUGCGACCAGUUUCCAUUCAACAGGGAGGCAUCGUACGCUGCAUACUGAAUCUUACAGAAACAACAAAUACUAUGGCUGCUAGGCAGGACAGAGAGGCUGUAGUGGAUAGGAGAGAGCUCUACAAUUCACUCUGUGGGACAUAGAAGUAUUUGUACUAAGUAUGGGCUGAGAAGGAGUCUCUAUGUACGAGGCCAGGUUUCAGUGGUGCAAGGGAGCUGUCGGGGCUCCCCACUGAAGAGCAAUGAAUGUCUGGGAACGUUAGCCAGCAGUGGUAUCCCUUAAGCUACAAAGUAAAUCUGGGGGAAAAAAUUGUGUCAUUAUUAAGUGGCUCAAAGCCUGCUUUCUAGGCUUCUUGUAUAAAAAAAACAAUAGGAUAACUGCCUAACACUGAUUAUGAUCAGAAUCAGGUUUAUUAUCACUGUCUUAUAUGACAUUAAAUUAGUUGUUUUGCAUACGUUUAUCAAAGCACAUCAACUUUGCAGCAUUUCCAUCUUGUGAAAAGAAAAUGCAAUGAUCUUUCCAGACUGAAUUAAAAGGAAAUGACUUUUACACAUGUACAACCAGUGAAGAUAAAGACCAAUGCACCAUGCAGAGUUCCGGUAAGAUGGCAGCGUGCUCAGAUGUAGUGGCUUAUACAGGGCCAAAAAAAUGUGUUAUUGUCCUUUUUAAACAUAUUUGUUAGUAUUGCAAGACCCUGCUGGACUUUAAGAGCUUAAGGUACUACAGGCAUAUCCCAUCAGCGAGUUGCUCAUUUGCCGAGAAACUGAGGAGCUGGACUUGCUGCAGAUCAGGCUGGUGCCUUCACUGGAGAGUUAGUGCGUGAAGAUGGUGUACAGUCUAGGCAAAUGAUCGUCUUAGUGACUUUUCUUGUGCUUGCAAGACCCUGUUAGACAUUGUUGAUAUGGAAUGUUGCAAGUCUGAUUCACUGAUUUAUUGGUGGGUGGUGGGUGAACUGCAGGGCCUCAGUUGUAGCAAUAUGAGGCAUCCAACUGUGGUGUUGCCUGUUUAAAGCUGCCCAGGAAGGAGGUGCUGGAGUCAGUGCGCUCCACUGGAGCACGGGGGUGAACAAUUCGGUGUAUGUACUGCCCUCCAUUGUUCACUCAGCAGAAGACAAGCCAUACUGUGUUGACAACAGACUGCUACAACAUUCAUAGACUCAGUGUCUUGGACUACAUUUUGUUUUUGUGUGUCUGUAUUUUACUAAUAUCUGAGACACCUUAUUCCUUGUGCUGUGUAUGACUGCUGGUACUGUGUUUUUCACAUUGAACCUGGAAUAACGCUGUUUCAUUUGGCAGUAUCAACGGUGUUUAUAUCUGGUUGAAUGGCCAUUAAAAUUUAACUUUAAGAAUUCCAUCCUUCUGAGCCCUCUCUCAUCCCCUUAUGUUAUUGUA
Messenger RNA from Mobula hypostoma (lesser devil ray), 15928 nucleotides. Its product is annotated as microtubule-associated protein futsch-like. Lineage: Eukaryota; Metazoa; Chordata; Chondrichthyes; Myliobatiformes; Myliobatidae. The record is from RefSeq and is a predicted model, not a curated record. The coding region runs from base 543 to 12815 and encodes 4090 amino acids. The transcript has 16 exons.